UUGAAAAAUUGUAAACUAUUUACGCAGAUACAAGUCGCUUCGCAAGAUAUUCAUUUAAUUCGUCGUUUGCUCGUUUGCGUGAUUACAUUAAAUGAAAAUCGCUAGAUUUUUGUAAAUUUCAUAAAACUGUAAGGAAUUUUUAUAAAAUUUGAAUAAUAAUUUGAAAGUGCAUUGCGUUGAACCUCUUUACUGCUGCUCCUCUAUUGCCUGGUAGACCUCGAUGUCAGAAAAAUAAAAAAACCAAAAAAAAAAAAGGAAAGACUCUUAUAACGAAUAUAACUUGGAAUCGCAUUGUUUGCUGAACAUGAAAAUGGCCUGCAUGCAAUUAGCCGUUAAGUAGUUCACCAUAACUAGAAGUUGGAAAUUGCUAUAGAGAAAACACAAAACCCAUAUAGAAAUUGUUGUGUGUGAAGCGUAGUAUAAUCAGUGAAAAAUUCGAUCUAAAAAUUAUACGACUCUACAGCAAAUAACUGACUGCCCAAGUGAUGUACUGUGAUAUGUAAUAAUGCGUUUCAUGACCGAUUCCCUAGUCAGAUAUGAUCGCCUCACACACAUUGCAAAAAUCAGACAAAUACUUUUUGUGCCGUAAAAAAAAGAAGACCAAGAGCAACUAAAACAUUAAGGACGUUUACGAUAUGAAAUUUCGACACCGAUGUCUGUCCUAGUGCAAUCAAUUGAGAAAAAAAUUAUUUCUGAUAUUCGAUAUAUUCGCGCAGAUCAUAAUUUGAAUAUUGGUCACGGUAUUACGGCAUUUAUCAUAAUAAUCGAAAAAUACUUAAUACUUGUUGGAAGUUGAGAUUGGAUCGUCAAAGAAGUUCACUGCAGCAUAUAUAUAGCUUCCUUAUAACUGUAAUAGUCGGCGUGAUUAUCUAAAGAUUUCGAUAUUUGAUAUUGUUAAAUACAAGAGGGGUAAGGGAAAUUUCGAAAUUCCUCUCGAAUUUCGAGCGAACAAACACGAUCGCCAAACAUUUGAUAUUAAUUUUAAAAUUAAUUUAAUUAAUUUUAAAUUUCUACUCGAUUAAUAUAUGCGAUACGCUCGUAUUGAUGAGGGUGCGGUGAUUUGACCUUGAAUUUGUUUCUCGCCAGAGAUUUGCGUCGCCUUGAUAGUCGUUUGCUUUAAUAUUAUGCGAUACUCUAAAUAAAAUAAAUUUGUGGUUAAGUAUUGAAUGUCAAUUAAACCGCAAAGUUAUUGUAUAGCAUUGAAUAGUAUUCAAUAAUUCCCAGAUUCGAUAGUUAGUUAACCAUGGACAGUGUAGAAGAGAAUAACGAAAUAUCGGAUUUAGUUUACAAGAUUUUAAACAAUUUCCUAAACAAGGAAUACGGUCAAGGAAAAUACAAGUAUGAUAUUAAAGGAGCUACCAAAAAAGGUGACAACUACUUGGGUGUGGUUUAUCGCGUAACAAUCAAAAUGCUAGAUAAUGAAGAAAACCGACAUCAGCUAAUAUUGAAAGUGCCGCCACAAAAUCUCCUUAGACGCGAAAAAUUUUUCGCUCGACCUGUUUUUCUGAGGGAAGCAUUAGCAUUCGAAAAGUUCUUUCCUUUGAUUUCCGAUUUUCAACAAGCUAAAGGGCUUUCGAUACAAGAAUCCUUUCACGAAUAUCCAAAAUAUAAAUUUUCUUCGACCGAUUACAUGAAUGAGGUUAUUUGUAUGGACGAUCUGCAACCGCAAGGUUUUUAUUUAUUUGAUCGCUUCGCGCCUUUAACGUACGAUCAUGUAACCAUUCUAAUGCGUAUAUAUGGUAAGCUUCACGCAACUUCACUAGUAAUUAAAGAUGAAAAUCCCGAGCUAUUAAGUGAAUUGCAAAAGAUGCAGGACAUUUUUGUUCAACAAAAAGAUUACGAACCUUUAAAUAAUUACUUUGAGAGCUUAAAAGUUAACGUUUUGGAAUGUAUCGAUAAGCAGCGCGAACAUGACUAUUGGUCAAAACUGAAUGAGUAUUUAAAAAGUGCUACAAUAUUUGAAUUAAUGUUGAGCAUUCUCGAUUCGAAAAGCAGCGAGCCAUAUUCUGUGAUAUGUCACGGCGAUUGCUGGAUUAAUAAUAUUAUGUUUAAAUAUGAGAACGAUCGAAUUAAAGAUGCUUGCUUGAUAGAUUGGCAAAUAAUGCGUUAUGCUUCACCAGUAAUUGAUUUGAUGUACUUUUUAAUGUGCUGCACUACAGGAGAAUUUCGUCAAAAAUAUUUCCAAAGUAUGAUAGACAUCUAUCAUAAAUCGGCUACCGAUCAUAUUAAAAGAUUGGGCGCAGAUGCUGAAAAGCUAUAUUCACGUAUUAGUUUGGAUAAAGAAUUAAGAGGAAAAGGUGCCAUAGGCUUGCUAUUCGCCACAUUUGUUUUACCUAUACUGACGACAAGAAGCGAAGAUGUACCUGAUUUAGAGAUAUUAAGUGAGAAAGUAGCAGCUGGCCAAACAAUUGAUAUUAAAGAUUCAGGAAUUCAUGGUGAAAAUGCCAUUCUCUACAAUAAACGAAUGCAUGAUGUAGUUACUGAUACCGUUGAUUAUGGAUGGAUCUGAGUUUAUUAUAUUAAAUAAACAUUGUUAUUUAGUUAUUUGUUAUCAUUAAAUCAUAUUUUGCGCUUACCUUA
Messenger RNA from Glossina fuscipes, 2580 nucleotides. RefSeq lists its product as uncharacterized. Lineage: Eukaryota; Metazoa; Arthropoda; Insecta; Diptera; Glossinidae. The record is from RefSeq and is a predicted model, not a curated record. Bases 1244 to 2509 code for a protein of 421 amino acids. The transcript is spliced from 4 exons.